Molecule: messenger RNA, 360 nt
Organism: Lactuca virosa
Lineage: Eukaryota; Viridiplantae; Streptophyta; Magnoliopsida; Asterales; Asteraceae
Source: the annotation of a GenBank genome assembly
AUGCCUUCAGCCAUUGAUAAUCCAGUUGUGGUGGUGGAGAUAGAACCACAACCACCCCCAGAAGUCUACCAUGGAACACUCAUUUUCGCCAUACCAUUUUUUGUUGAAAAGUCUCAGUCGCCUGUGGAUGGAGUAUUACCUGUGAAUAUUUGGGGUAAUCAUGCUCCCAUCCCAUCCCCAUUUAAGUUUAUUAUCAUCUGUUUAGCUGUUUUUGCAGAAAUGAAGUCGCAAGGAUCUGAAUUUCCUUUCAAAACCCACCCUCUAUCUAUGAAUAUCGCUGGUCUACUCUUUUAUGGUUUGGCUUCAGCAGCCCAAUAUUGGAAAUCCCACGUUCACUUUGUUUGUGAUUGUGAACUAUAA